AGAGUGAUCGUUACAAACAAACGUCUUAAAUACUCAGAUGAAAAAUUUGUUGAUAUCCGUAAUCGAUACUUUUUAUUUGCGUUUAUCAUAGAUGGGGAUAUAAAAUCCGUUACAGUGAUGGCACUGCCACCUAAUCAGUUUCAAGCAGGAUCCGCCGCUAUUCCUUCAACUCAGGUUGAGCUGAGUGUGUCGUGCAGGGGACUGAGAGAUCUGGAUGCAUUUUCUAAAUCUGAUCCUAUGUGUGUUUUAUUCACUAAAGAUGCCAAAACUGGCCAGUUUUAUGAGUUUGGUAGAACUGAGACAAUUCAAGACAACUUAAAUCCUGAUUUCGUAAAGAAAUUUGUCAUCCACUACUAUUUUGAGGAAAGUCAAAAACUGAAACUGGAAAUAUAUGAUGUGGAUUCAAAAAGUAGCAGACUUGCUGACCAUGAUUUUCUUGGAAGGAUGGAAUGUACUCUGGGAGAACUUGUAGCAGCAGGAGGAAACUUUGAGAAACCACUCAUUGGUCAAGGAAGGAAUAAUGGAAAAAUCAUAGUGCGUGCAGAAGAACUAAUUAAUUGUAAGGAAACAAUGCACAUGCAGUUUCAAGGGAUUAAACUAGAUAAGAAGGAUUUUUUUGGAAAGUCUGACCCGUAUCUGGAAUUCUUUCGUGUAAACGAAGACAACAGCUACACAGUCGUACAUAGAACGGAGAUCAUAAAGAACACGUUGAACCCUACCUGGGCCCCAUGUAGGAUUCCUGCUCGGACACUGAGUAAUGGCGACUAUGACAGGAACAUUCUAGUGAAAUGCUGGGACUGGAAUAGCAGUGGAAAUCCAGACCUGAUUGGUGAAUUCUCCACAAAUCUAAGGGAGCUUACCAAAGGUCCAGGAACCAACAAUCAUUAUGAGCUCAUUAACCGUCAUAUGAAAGAAAAGAAGAAGAGCAAGUAUAAGAACUCUGGAGUGAUUUCCUUGAUGAGCUGUAAAGUAGAGCAAGAGUUCUCUUUCCUGGAUUACAUCACCUCAGGAACAGAGAUGGCGUUCACAGUUGCUGUGGAUUUUACACAGUCCAAUGGCAGCCCUUCGCAGCCAAAUUCACUGCAUUAUAUCAACCCCUAUGGGCAGCCCAACCAGUAUCAGAUGGCCAUACAGGCCGUGGGUGACAUCAUACAGGACUAUGACAGUGAUAAGAUGUUUCCUGCAUUAGGUUUUGGUGCCCGGUUUCCUGAUAACAGUGUACAGCAUGAGUUUGCACUGAAUUUCAACCCCCAGAACCCUUAUUGCGCGGGCGUGCAAGGCAUUUUAGGGGCAUACAAUAACGCAAUCAGGUGUGUGCAGUUGUAUGGACCAACAAACUUUGCACCUUGCAUCAACCAUGUGGCCAGAUUUGCGGCUACCAAGAGGGAUGGCUCCUGCUAUUUCGUGUUACUGAUCAUCACUGAUGGUGUGAUUACAGAUAUGCCUCAGACCAUACAGGCUAUCAUCAAUGCCUCCACUUUGCCGAUGUCAAUAAUAAUCAUAGGAGUUGGAUUAGCCGACUUUGAAGCCAUGAAUUUGUUGGACGGAGAUGAUCAGCGGUUGAACUAUCAAGGCCGAUAUGCCCAGAGAGACAUUGUUCAGUUUGUUCCGUUCAGAAACUUCAACCAGCAAUACUCUAACCAAGGCUUCCACGUGGCCCAAGCUGCAUUAGCAAAAGAAGUGCUGGCAGAAAUACCUGAACAAGUCGUCUCCUACAUGAAAUUGAACAAUCUGUUACCAAAGCAACUACAACAACAAACUGGCAGACAGCAUUAGCUGAGGAAGUACUAUAAAUUUUGUUUAGAAAUUUCAUACAUGAAAAUAGUUUGCCAAGGCAAAAAACUACAACCACCAACAGUUAAGGCAUUAAAAGAUAUGAAACUAUGCCUAUAAAUGGUCUUCACCCCAGAAGAUUAACACUAAAAGUUCUUCAAAGCAAUAUCUACAAUUGGUCAGACAUGAUAAAAGACUACUUACAAAACUAGUUCUUACAGAAAUGUCUGAACAACUAGUCUAGAAGUACUAGUAUAUGAAAAUGAACAAUCUGUAAGCAACAAAUACAAUUUCAAUCAGGCAGGGUAAGCAUUGGUUAUGAAGUCUUUUAUAUAAAGGUUCAGCAGUUGUUUGAAAAGUCUUUCAUGUCAUUCUGUACGGACCAAUACUGAUCGAUUGUAAAAAAAAAUAGUUUAACUUUUUUUUUUCAGCACACACACUCAAAACAAAGAUUGGUCAUGCAAAUCAAAUUUAAUUGAAUUAAAUAGACUUUGACUACAUUUAUUUGACUCCGACAGCUCAAGUGUUAGGUUGUAGAGAAGAAAACAUUUUACAACCAAAGUUCUUACAUUUGUCAAUUUUAAAAUGUUCUGUGCAAUAUUUUUAUUAAACUUUACCAUUGCAAAAACAACUCAAAAGUGACAUUAGUGGUGAUAUUAUCAAAUGACAUUAAACAAAAUGCUUUUUGCGUUAUUUAUUGUUUCGAAAAUGAUACUGCAUGUUUUUAUUAUCAAAAACUAUAUAAACUAAUUUAUUUUUUUAACCCUUUCCCACUCAGAAGCAAUGUGAAAUUGUCUACGUGCAAACAGCAUAAAGCCAGAACAGCCUGUUCAGAUUUUAUGCUGUUUGCUGCUCAUCAGUAUCUAAGGGUCGGAAAUGAAGCCUGUAAAACUUGAAUCUAGUAAGAAAGGUCUUUAAUUAAACUUAACUUUCUAAGGGACUUCAAAUGCGUCAAAUUAUGAAUUUAAGUGGUGAAGGGUUACAGGACUUCUUCACAGAGUUUCAAAAAUGCCAAUAAAUGUUUUAAACACCCCCCCCCCCCCCCCCCCCCCCCCCCCCCCCCCCCCCCGAUAUGUGGAGUAGUAAAAAAUAAUGAUCAAAGCAAGAAAAAAACUUGGAUUGAACCUAGGACCUCUAGAUACAGAGCUGAUGAGUUAUCCAACUGAGGCUGGUGGGAGUAAAAGCGUAUUUUCAACAGUUUCUUAGUAAUACAAAUAUUUUCAAAACUAAUGACGAAAAGUAUUGCAAGCGCCUUAUAAGUUAAAAGAUUUAGGUGGAUGAGUGUUGAUAAACAAACAUAUAUAUGAAGCGUUUUCUGUAACUAGAAUACUAUUUUGCUUUUAAAAGUAAAUGCAUUCAUUUUUGUUUUAAAUAUAAGACUUAUUUCGUUAAUUGUCAUGUUCCCAAAAGUGAAUAAGUGAUUGUAAAUAUUUGUUUUUAUUUAUCUGUAUUUAUUGUUACUAUUGUAAAUUGCAUCUCUAUGUACUUGUACAACAUGUUAUUCUUGAUUUUUUAUACUUCAUAAUGUACAGAUUUAUUUAUGUAUGUUUGCCUUUUGUUAAUAUCCAGGGCCCAUAUUCAUCAACCGAUUCUUAGACUUAAGAAUAAAGAAUAGACUUAGAACCAAGAAAAAUGUGUUCAGUGUUUGAAUAUAUACAGGCCUCCACUGGUGAAUAAUAAUAUAGAUAGAGAUGUUUAUUCUUGAAUAUUCUAAUUUAAAGAAUUUUCUUUAUUAUUAGACUUAAGUCUAAGAAUUGUUUGGUGAAUACGGGCCCUGUUAAAAUUUUAACAACGGUUGUUUAUUUUUACAAUACCAUGCAAUGGUGUUAUAGCUUUAUAGUUGUCUUGAAUAUGCAAAUACAAGUGUGUGUGUGUGUUGGCAGACCAGCUACCAUGUGCUAGAUAACCUAUAAGUUGACAACAUUUCUAGAAGCAUGAAUAUGAAUGCAGCUUUUUCCGCUAUGUAUGAAUAAUAUGCAAAAUACCACCAUCAUUUUUCACAAUGUUGAUCCAUAUAUCUGAAUAAUCUGCUUUCAUAACUAUUGUGUUAAAUCAAAUAACCGGUAUAUAUUAUGAAGUACAUUUUCUGUUGAUUUAAGUUCUGUAAAAUGACAGAAAAAAUACUUGAACCUGUACUAAAAAGCAAUAAAUCAGAUAAAUAUCUAUGUGCAUGUAUUUCUUUUCAAGAUAAUGUUAUUUUGUUUUAUUUCAAUCCACAAACAUACAUUUCAAUGUAGCUAAUGUUAUAUACUUUCAAGAUGUUAUAUAAAGGUAUUUGUUGUAGACUUGUAAGUUAUUUUUUUGCAAUAAUUUUUCCACAAGGUAAUAUUCUUGUAUUCGUCUUUUGUUUGACAAGGAAGUUUAACAACCAGUGUUCUUUUUUUAAGUUCUACAAAUGCUCAGGCUUUCAAAGUUUACUAUUCUAGUUUGUUACUGGUCAUGUUAGUGUAUUUUCACUGCAAUAUGUCAUUUAAAUUAUGUGUAUUAAGCGAUAUAAGUAUUGUAGAAAUCUGUAAUGGUUGUGGGUGUUUAAAUAUAAAAAGUGUAUUUCAUUUAUUAUAUAUCAUAUAAUAGGAAAGUGUAAGUGAAAAAUAAAUUAUAGUGUGAGAUUAUUUAAAACAGAAAUGUGUGACUGGUUUCAGCAUUUAAUAUUAUUGUUUAUGCUAGUUCAUUUUGUACAUGAAUACAUUAAAAGCUAUUUUUGUUAUGCUCUUUGUGUUUUACUAUGUCAUUAGAUGUAAAAUGAAGAUUAAUUGAAAUGAGGACAUGUCCCUACUUUAGAUGUAAAUGUUCACAUUUACAAAGAAAUUUGCAGUUAAUUAGAAUAUGAGUGAACAGAAUAUAUAUAUUUUUUAUGUGUUUUUGCAAAAUAUAGUGUAGGAAUUUAUUAGAAAAAAUGUAGUGUUUUAUCAAUAAAAAGUUUAAUUUGCAUUUUUAUACCUUAUAAUCUUUACAAUGUAUAUUAUUGGUUAUCUUUAAUUAAAGUAUUUAAUAAUCA
Messenger RNA from Dreissena polymorpha, 4771 nucleotides. Its product is annotated as copine-8-like. Gene Ontology annotation, molecular function: calcium-dependent phospholipid binding. The transcript is spliced from 19 exons. The record is from RefSeq and is a predicted model, not a curated record. Lineage: Eukaryota; Metazoa; Mollusca; Bivalvia; Myida; Dreissenidae. Bases 118 to 1776 code for a protein of 552 amino acids. Gene Ontology annotation, cellular component: plasma membrane. Gene Ontology annotation, biological process: cellular response to calcium ion.